AUGCCCCCUCGUCAGUCAGCCCGGCAGAAGGCUCCCCUCGCAGUCGCCAAAGUAGAGAAGCAAGAGGUGCUUGCAGAAAGGAAGAAGCCAGCGGCGAGGGUCGCAAGGAAACCUGCUGUCGUGGAAACUGAAGAAGUUGAUGUCAAGUUGACGACAACGACAAGUAGCACCACCACCACCACAACGACAACCAAAGCGUCUGUCAAGAGGAAGGCCACGGAAGCACCGGCAGCCCCCAAGGCGAAGGCGGAGCCUGUAGACUCGAAACCAGCGCCAAAGAAGCGCAAAACCAAGGGCAAGGAAGAAGAUACGAUGCCUCUCACUGAGCGGACGGCAAUCACCGCGCUGAAGAAGGCCAUGUACAUUGGCGCGCACGUGAGCAGUGCAGGAGGUGUACAAAACUCGGUCGGCAAUGCGGUGCAUAUCGGCGCCAACGCUUUCGCGCUCUUCCUCAAAUCGCAACGCAAGUGGGCAAACCCACCGAUCACACCGGAGUCACUAUCAGGAUUCAAGACACUGUCAAAGGAGCACGGCUUUGACGCACACAAGCACUGCCUCCCGCACGGCUCAUACCUGGUCAACCUCGCUGCCGCGGAGAAGGAAAAGGCCGACCAGGCCUACACGGGAUUCCUCGACGACCUGCAGCGCUGCGAGUCCCUGGGAAUCACGCUAUACAACUUCCACCCCGGCAACACCAACGGGGAGCCGCGGCCCGAGGCGAUCGGGCGUAUCGCGGCACAGCUCAACAAGGCGCACGCCGCGACGAGCACCGUGGUCACCGUCCUCGAGAACAUGGCCGGGCAGGGCAACGUGAUCGGCUCGUCGUGGGAGGACCUUCGAGACAUCAUCGCGCUCGUAGACGACAAGGCCCGCGUGGGCGUGUGCAUCGACACAUGCCACGCCUUUGCCGCGGGUCACGACCUGCGCAGCCCCGAUGCCUUCGAGGAGACCAUGUCCGCCUUCUCCCGCGUCGUGGGCGACGAGUACCUCCGCGCGUUCCACCUCAACGACAGCAAGGCCCCGCUGAGCUCGAACCGCGACCUGCACGCCAACAUUGGCACGGGGUUCCUGGGCCUGCGCGCGUUCCACAACGUCAUGAACUGCGACAAGUUUCAGGGCCUCCCGAUGGUCCUGGAGACGCCGAUCGACAGGAAAGGCCCCGACGGCAAGACCGUCGAGGACAAGCAGGUCUGGGCCGACGAGAUCAAGCUGCUCGAGAGCCUGAUUGGCAUGGACCCCGAGAGCGACGACUUCAAGACUCUCGAGGCUGAGCUCCACGCCAAGGGUGCUGGCGAGAGAGGCCGCAUACAGGAGCAGGUCGACCGCAAGUCUGCCAAGGGCGAGAAGAAGACUAGCGGUGCUGCAACGGGAAAGAAGGCGGCGGCGGCGGCGGCUGGCAGUGGCAAGGGAAAGCAGACAACGCUGAAUGUCAAGAGGGGCCGGAAGAAGAAGGAAGACACCUCGGACGAGGAAUCUGAGUAG
Messenger RNA from Microdochium trichocladiopsis, 1482 nucleotides. Its product is annotated as xylose isomerase-like protein. Gene Ontology annotation, cellular component: nucleus; mitochondrion. The record is from RefSeq and is a predicted model, not a curated record. Gene Ontology annotation, molecular function: zinc ion binding; DNA binding; DNA-(apurinic or apyrimidinic site) endonuclease activity. The coding region runs from base 1 to 1482 and encodes 493 amino acids. The transcript has 2 exons. NCBI's taxonomy places the organism in Eukaryota, Fungi, Ascomycota, Sordariomycetes, Xylariales, Microdochiaceae. Gene Ontology annotation, biological process: base-excision repair.